AUGGCGACCAAGUCCUUCAAGCUUCUCUGCUUGGAGAACCCCCUCCUCGACAUCCAAGGUGUAGGGGACCACGAAAUGCUGCAGAAAUAUGGCCUCAAACUCGACGACACCCUCCUGGCCGAACCCCACCAAAUGGACCUCUACGACGACCUGAUCCAGAACCGCAACGCCAAAUUGAUCCCUGGCGGCGCCGCGCAGAACACCGCCCGCGGAGCACAGUACAUGUUACCAUCUGAGAGUGUGUGGUAUGUCGGCAGCGUCGGAGACGACGAGUACGCCCGGAUACUGCGCGAAAAGUGCAAGGAGCAAGGUCUCCACGUCGAAUAUCACGUCGAGCCCACCGUCCCGACGGGGAAAUGCGGCGUCAUCAUCACCGACCACCACCGCACCAUGUGCACGCACCUGGCGGCCGCGAACGAAUACAAGCUCCCGCACCUGCAAUCCCCGCAGAUCUGGUCCCUCGUCGAGUCCACCCAGACGUUCUACGUCGGCGGGUACCACCUGACCGUGUGCCCGCCCGCGGCCAUGGCGCUGGCGAAACACGCCGCCGAGAACAACAAGAUCUUCAUGCUUUCCUUAUCGGCCGGGUUCAUCCCGCAGUUCUUCAAGGAUCCGCUCGCCGAGAUCCUGCCCUACUGCGACUUCGUGUUUGGCAAUGAGAACGAGGCGUCCACGUGGGCCGAGACGCAGGGCCACAAGGGCAUCAGCAUGGCCGAGUGCGCGAAGCUCAUGGCCAAAUCGCCCAAGGUGAAUGCGAAGAGGCCGCGAGUCGUCAUCGUGACUCAGGGCACUGAUCCGACCAUCGUGGCCGUGCACGAUAGUGCCAAGGGAGAUGAGGUCGAGGUCAAGGAGUACCCCGUCGCGGUGAUUGACAAGGAGAAGAUCAACGACACGAACGGCGCGGGCGAUGCCUUUGCCGGUGGAUUCUGCGCCGGAGUCGUGAACGGGGACAGCCUCGAGGAGUGUAUCAAGAAGGGCCAUUGGUUGGCGAGGUUGAGUCUGCAAGAGUUGGGGCCUUCGUGA
Cladophialophora yegresii CBS 114405 is the source of this 1023-nucleotide messenger RNA. RefSeq names its product adenosine kinase. NCBI's taxonomy places the organism in Eukaryota, Fungi, Ascomycota, Eurotiomycetes, Chaetothyriales, Herpotrichiellaceae. The transcript has 3 exons. The record is from RefSeq and is a predicted model, not a curated record. Gene Ontology annotation, biological process: purine ribonucleoside salvage. Gene Ontology annotation, cellular component: nucleus; cytosol. The coding region runs from base 1 to 1023 and encodes 340 amino acids. Gene Ontology annotation, molecular function: adenosine kinase activity.